Molecule: messenger RNA, 654 nt
Organism: Cetraspora pellucida
Lineage: Eukaryota; Fungi; Glomeromycota; Glomeromycetes; Diversisporales; Gigasporaceae
Source: the annotation of a GenBank genome assembly
AUGGCUAAAUUACCCAAUAUAAAUGAUAAAUUUUUAACCUUAGAGGCUCUAGAAGAAGCUGCUCAGGCUGCUGCUAAGGCACAGGGCUUUGCUUUUUCAAGACGAAAUAGUAAUUUAGAAAGAAACAAGGGUAGAUUACCUUAUGUUGUCUUGCAAUGUACAAGAAGUGAAAAUUGGUGUAACAAUUGGGACAUUACUAGAAAAUCAUGUAAAAAAGAGUCAAAGACUAACCGAAUUUGUUGUCCCAUCUUUAUUAGAGCUACAAUUACCAAAAAACAAUUAUCUGUUGUUUGGGUUAUUACAAAGGCUGAAUAUAUUCAUAAUCAUUCAUUACUUCAACCAGAUGAAAUAGUAAGCCUUUCUCAACAUAGAAACUUGAGUGUUGAUCAAAAAAAGCUCUUUGGUAUUGUUAUGCCAAAAGAUGUGAUAAAUAAACAUGCACAGAUUAGAUAUGCACUUAACGAAGACCCUAAUGCUGACUCUGCACAAAAACUUUUAUGCAAACAUGAAUAUGCAAAAUGUCCAGAAGUUUUAAUUGUCGAUUCAACUUAUAAAACAAAUAUAUAUAAGUUUCUACUUGUGAAUGUGGUUGGAAUUAGCAAUAUUACAAAUAAUAGAGGCUUAUUAAAAACUUUUCAAAUUGCAAUGGCGUGA